AUGGGACAUGAAAAUGUCACAGAAUUUAUCCUCCUGGGACUGUUUAGUGAUAUGGAUGCAAAAGUGACCUGCUUUGUGGUUUUCUUACUUUGCUAUUUUGCAAUCCUCUCUGGAAACCUGGUCAUUCUUAUCACCAUCAGGGGCAGCCGCCUCAGUGAGCAGCCCAUGUACUUUUUCCUCAGCUAUCUGUCCCUCCUGGACGUCUGCUUCACCACCACCACGGGCCCCAAACUGAUCACAGACUUACUGGCCCAGAGGAAGGCCAUCUCCUUCAACAGCUGCAUGGCUCAGCUGUUUUACGCUCACUUCUUUGGUGGCACAGAAAUCUGCAUCCUGGUGGCCAUGGCCUAUGACCGCUAUGCGGCCAUCUGCAGACCCCUUCACUACAUGGUCAUCAUGAGCCGUCAGGUGUGUUAUAUCAUCAUAGUGGUCUCUGUCAUUGCAGCAUUUUUUCAUUCUAUCAUGCAAGUAUUGGUAGUUAUGGAACUUCCCUUCUGUGGCCCCAACCAGAUAGAUCACUACUUCUGUGAUGUUUUCCCCUUGUUGAAGCUGGCCUGUAUGGACACCCAUGUGUGGGUUAUUUCCAUCAUUACCACCACAGGAGUGCUGUCCAUUUUGACUUUUGUUGCCUUGCUGAUUUCCUACAUCAUCAUCCUGUCCAGCCUGAGGGCCCACUCGUCACAGGGUCGUCGCAAAGCCUUCUCCACCUGCGGCUCGCACAUCACCGUGGUGCUCAUGUUCUUCCUGCCCCUCAUCUUCACCUAUGUGCCUACGGCAGAUUCUGUGAGCAACGACAAGGUGUUCGCCCUGUUUUACACGAUGAUUGCACCCAUGUUCAACCCCCUGAUCUACACGCUGAGGAACACUGACAUGAAGAACGCCAUGAGGAAAGUGUGGUGCCGAGACAAGCAUCUUGAUGGGAAGUGA
Molecule: messenger RNA, 927 nt
Organism: Condylura cristata (star-nosed mole)
Lineage: Eukaryota; Metazoa; Chordata; Mammalia; Eulipotyphla; Talpidae
Product: olfactory receptor 4P4-like
Exons: 1
Coding region: 1-927 (308 amino acids)
Biological process (GO): G protein-coupled receptor signaling pathway
Cellular component (GO): membrane
Molecular function (GO): G protein-coupled receptor activity; olfactory receptor activity
Source: RefSeq, a predicted model, not a curated record